This is a messenger RNA of Acaulospora colombiana, 602 nucleotides long. NCBI's taxonomy places the organism in Eukaryota, Fungi, Glomeromycota, Glomeromycetes, Diversisporales, Acaulosporaceae. The record is from the annotation of a GenBank genome assembly.
AGCGUUAAUAAGGCACCAAGAGAACUUGUGAAAAGUAAAUACGCAAUUGACCCAUUGGAUCAAUUCUAUGGGUCUUCACUGCGGGACUUUUCACAGCCCAAAAUCGAACAGCUGCCAAUGAGAUCGGUUGCAGCUGCUACUCCGGUUAUUCAGGCAGAGCCGCAAGUUCGCAAUCUUCAAAAGGAGCUUACCACCCUUGUUCCUUCGUCGCUGUUGCGAAAGAAAGCGUCGGCAAGCAAACCAAAAGUUGCUAGACCAGUUGUAAACGCGGCACCUAAUAUUGAUGAUGGCGUGGGCGCCUCUACACCAACAGCCGUCAAGAGAAGUGCUUCAACGGCAAUAUCUUUAUUACAACAGUCAGAGUAUGAUACCCAGACAUCAGAGCAGCAACCGACUUCUACAGGCCCUCCUCAAAAGAAAUCUAGAACGAAAAAGAAAACCAAUAAUACAUCAAAAUUUCCGGUAGAAAUCAUUGAUGCUAAAAUACCGAUGAUAAUCAUUUUAAAAUUAACGAAUCCGGAUUUACCGACAGCAAAAGAUUUAGUAGAGGGUGAGACACUGGAAGUGGCGGAGGAAGUCGAAGUGGUUGAAGUGGAGGAGUU